AUGUCACAAACACAAAUAGAUUUUCAACAGAAGACGACAAUGUCUUCUUAUAAUAUCAUAAUGGAAAACGCGACUGGAUCGUUUGUCGAUCCAGUGGCGGCGAGAUGGAAUUCAUCCUCGAUAGAUUUCGCGGAGAUCACGAUGGAUCGAAACUUCGCCUUGUUAUUGGUGUCCCUGAUAUCUGCCAUCCUCUGGAUCGUUUAUAUAACGUACUACAACAGUCGAGUGCUUGGAUAUAUACUUACCAGACUAAUAAACAAAUUCUACUUUCAAGAUGAGAACUUUAAGAUUGGUUCCUUCACCCUCAAUGCACUUUCUGGCAAGAUCAUGUUCCGCGACAUUGUGUAUAUCAACUAUGACUACACAUUACGCAUACAAGAUGGUUACUUGAUAUUCAGAUGGUGGCGGUCUUAUGUACCCAAAGAUGCUUCAGAAGAUUUAUCACAUUCGGACACUCGACUUUCAAUAAUGUUGAAUGGCUUCGAAUUACACUUCUACAAUAGAUGCGAGCUUUACAAUGAACUCGAGAAAACAUUUGGCCUUGAGCCUGUAAUAAAAGAACGACACGAUGACGACGACUCCACCGACCGCGACAAAGCUAUGAACGACGCAAACGAGAAGCGCAGGCGCGCUCAAGACACAGUACGCUCGGAGGCAGCUAUGGCCAGGACCUGGCGGGACCUCAUUCCAGUCAUAAAGGUCGACGUUUGCACCAGCCGUGUUGUUUUCGGCAAUAAACUUGUUCCAACAACAUUAUCAAUAAGCGUUGAGGAAGCACACUUGGUCUAUAGUACUAAACCACCAGCUUCCAGUUUGGAUCAUCUAAUGCAUUUUGUGAAAGUUAAAGCCGAAAAUUGCAAAGUUAUUUUGGCUCCCAGUCCAAACUAUACAGCUAUGGUUGACGAACCACCGAGAUACAUGGGAGAAGGUUUCGUCGUUAUGAGCUCCAACUACAUUGAGGUCUACUUCUAUAUGGAUGAACCAGGUUUAGUGCCAGAACAGCCUGUGCUUUUGCAGUUAGCUAAUGGAGACAUCGUAGAGUCAGCGCCACCUAUUUGGGGUGUUGAUAUCAAAUGCGGCAAAGGUACUGAUUUCAGUUACGGGCCAUGGGCGGAUAGACAAAGAGACCAUCUCUUUAAAUUCUUUUUCCCACCUAAUUACAAAUCCCUGGAAGUGACGCCGCAACCGAAACCGGGCGACAGAAGACAAAUGCAGUCGUUUGAUAUUAGACUAUCAACGCUAAAUGAAGCUACUAUUGACAUUCUGUUUACGAAGAACAAAGAAACCAACGCGGUUCACAUCAAUGUUGGUGCCGGAUCGUACAUGGAGGUGACUCUGCCGUGGAUAGUGCUACAAGACGGAUACACAACCAAAAUAACGGGUCAACUUCUUCACUUAGAAGCAACAACGAGCCUUCAAUAUAGAAGCUUAGCAGAGAGUGAGACAUUGGAAUAUACCGUCAAAUGUCAUUAUCCAUUAGUUUGGAAUCAUCAUCAGUGCUGGCAGCUGUCACUGACUGGCUGCAAAGCUACGGCUCACUUUGUGUACACCCACAUUGAUUUCUUUCAAGAUCUGAUUAAUGAUUGGGCAAGCAAAGCCCGCCCCGAUAUUUUACACUUCGUCCCUUACACAUGGAAGAUUUCACUAUUGUUGAAAGAGUGUGAAGUAUUAACAUUGAGCAAUCAACAUAAUUGGAUCGACUGCAGCUCUACCAAUCAGGAAAACAAUCAUGUUGCCUUUUGCGGGGACUUGUUGGAUGUGUCAUUUGAUUUACCUUUCAUUGACUUCUUGCCGGACGUAAUACCUCUCAAGAUUUGGGUACAAGGCGAAGCCGUAGACAUGAGUUUGUACCUACCUGAAGUUAAUACUUCAAGAUUGCUCCUACUGUCAAUUGACAAGAAUAUGAAGUUGGUUCCUUGUCGAUUAAAAGCUUCAAAAUGGCGUAGGAAAUGUGUCAAAAGUCAGGGUUGGGUAGAUUGUUGGUCUGUCCCUAUUGUGGCUUUGAGCGUUAGAUACAAUUACCACCCGAUUCCACCGCUUGGACCAGAGCCACAAGCUGAUAUUACAACGCCGGAGAAAGAAGAGAUUCUUCUUUCACCCAUGAGAAUACCAAGAAUGAGAAAGCAGCCGCAAAUGAAUUGGGCUAUUGAUGGAAAUACAUUUGAUCGGACUUCGCUGCCACCAGAUAAAGUGAGUGUGGAACUGGAAGUAGGUCCCUCCGUCCUUCUUGCGUAUGGAACUAUAAUCACAAGUUUUAUGAAUUUACUAGAAAAUAUUUUCGGGGAAGACCAGAGAUUCACUGACAUGCAAAAAUCGCCGAACGUAGAAAACUUCUUCUGGUUUAAUGAUAACCCUACAAAACUCAACGACAGGAGCAGCAUUAAUCAACAUGCUGAUGUUUGCAAUCUGGAUGACUCCAGCGAUUCAUGCAAAGAGCCUUUCGAUCCCCGCCACUGUCGGCCUCUAGAUGUGUCCGUGUCUAUUAUUCUCCACGAUAUUCAAGCACAUUUGGUAAAAAAUUGUAGCGAAAACGAACCCCCGUGUCCUGUUGUGCUCAUUGAAAGAUUCGGUUUCGAAAUGGACAAAAGGUUUAGAGAAACUAAACUCCAGCUUUUACUCAGCCCUUCAAUUCUCAUAUCGUCCAAUAAUUUAUCUAGGCCCAAUGCAAAUACUACCGGCGCUCUUCAACAAGGACAUGUAAUGCUAUCGUCUUUUCAACUUCGCGGAAACGGUUUCUUUAGCGACGCCAAUCGCUCCGUGGAAGAAGACACUACAGAGUAUGCGUGGAUGAUGGAACUGCAGCUCGGUCAACUGACAGGUCGCCUAACCCUGCCACAGCUCUACCAGAUUGUUUCAUCUCUCGAAACGUUCCUGUUACUCAUUUGCGACAGCGAAAACGAGUUGGUACCUCCAAAUUCUGUAAAGCAAUGCCAUCAUGGCUUAAACAACGUUCUAUGUCCAGAAACGGACUUAGUUCUGAAAUAUCGUUGCCCUUCACCGAAUGAAAUCAAAUAUCGCAUGAUCCGAGUAGCGAUCGACCUCAUAGAUAUUUACAUUGCCGACUCAAAUACGACACUUCAGUCAUGGAUAUCCCCAAUUAGAUUAUCCUUCUGUAAUCUUCAUGGAUCUGGUUUCGGCACUGGCAUCACUGGCUUGCUCCCGAACAUAAAGCUUGCAUUGUAUACACAAACAAACAUGCAAACUAAUACUCACCAUCAUUCCAAUGGUAGUGCAAACAGCCAAAAUAAAAGCACUGAAAGUGAGAAUUGGGUUGGAGUAGGUUCUGUAUCACUUGGGCCGGUUUUAAUUGAAGCGGCUUCUUCGCUGCCUCAAGCUCCGAGAAAUCUGCAUUUAGUGCAACAAAAGUUUCUCAAACUUCACGAUGAUAAAACUAAAAGGCUGUGGUUCCUGUGGCCAAAUGAAGGCAAAGGCACCCAGUGCGGAUGCACAGGUGGUUGUGCAUUUUUCGGCUCAAAUCGAAACGGGCCGAAUUUCCUAAAGCCGACACAGUCAGAUAUCCUCGAAGGCAUCAAUGUAGCUAUGUUCAAUGUCAUAGAAACGACUCCCGGAGAAUAUGGCUACGGACAAAGCUUGUUGCACCCAGGGCAACUGGUGUUCCACACCCCACCGUACAAUAGUUUGAAUGUAUGCUUGCAGCCAACAAACGUUGCCACUUUAAUUCCUUCGCCUUUACCACAAGCAUUGAACAAGUCGCCUCAGAGCAUUGAUCGACGAAGUUUGACCCGAAGGUUCUCUUACACGAGUAUGGGCAAAGGUAGUAACAAUGUGCUUGUUUCAAGCACCAAAAGUGACGUUCCGUACGCUCGCCUAGUUGAUUCUACAGUGCCUUUAGGAAAUUCCAAAAUUGAUAGUGACUCAAAGCUCAAUAAGAGUAUUCUAAAUGUGCCUCAAAUGGAAAGUAGUGUUUCAGAUUCUAAAUUGGCCCUUAGCUGCGCUGUUAAAGACGGCACAAAUGGACUAUCCAAAAAGUCAGUACUUACUGAAAACGAGGUGUUUGCUGCUCCUAAAGUACCAGCGAAGAGUGUUGCCGUUUCGGAAUCUCAUUAUUCCCUCAACUCGCAACCGCCUCAUGAGGAAUCACUAUCUCAAGAAGUCCAAAGAGCGAUGUCAAUCACUAGUGAAAAUCAUUCCGAAGCGUUCUUCUCGGCCGAUGAAGACAUGUUCCCGAGUCGCUCAUCAAGCUUAAAACAUUCGUUUGGAAGUCGCCACAGCAAUCCAAAAGAAAAGAGUUCCUUCGGCAUAAACGAUAUAACGAAUGAAAAAUGGACUAGUUCAAUUCCCAGAUCAGAGUUGGUGGACGGCCGCGACACUAUCAGCAAUCUUAGCACCGGCAUGCAACCGGAUUCCGAAAGUGGAUCCGUUUCCUCUACUUCAUUCAUUUCGGCAAUUUCUUCACAAGAAGAUAUGACGCUGGUUAACCUACAUAUGCAAACUAAUAAACCUAUAGUAGAUUCUCCUUUACUCAUGGCUAGCUACAUGCAUAAUCUGCCACAAUACAAAUGCUCUAAUUGGUCCACUUGCUCUUUACCUUGCGGUAGAGACGCCUUCACGUUGCCGCUUUUCAAAAGAGCUGAUGAUGGCUCUUUAGUUUACAUUGGUCAGAAAUAUUUGCCUGAUUUCGAGCCAACAGGUAAGGUACAUAUUUUAAAACUGAUUUCUAAGAAAGAUGGACACAAUGUCCAAAAUCAACACGGCCCAUUCUCUAAUUUGACGCCACAUUUCAAUUCUCAAAUCAAAGCUCAUCCCUAUCCUCAAGGCUGGUGGGAGCUCCAGCAAAAUGUGCAAGACAACCAAGAGAAUAUUACAGACAGGAGUACGACGUCCACUGCUACUACAACAAGCGACAGUAAAAGUGGGCUGUUUGUCAAGCUGCGUGGAGAAGUUGAUGUGAUGCUUACACCUCUAGUGUUGGAAAGCACCCAAAAAUUUGUCGAAUCUUUAACACCGGUUUUAGCUAACAUUCACCCGAUAACCGUGAUCAAUCACUUGCGGCUGCUUUGUAUCUCGUCUGUAGAGCGCGCUAAUAUCCUGAAACAGAAACAGUAUGUCUUGAACUGGUUGCCCCAGGUGCAAGCUCACAAUCAGUCUAAUAUUGUAACUAAUAAAGAUGAUAAGUAUAAACAAAUUCCAACUGUUCCACAACCGAACGUAUACGAAGAAACGAUAUGCGAACAACUGCAAGCAACAGUAACGAUACCAAAAGUUAAUGUGAUAUUUAUCCAGUCUUCUGUAGUGGAGGACAUGAUCUCUUUUUCAGCUUUGGAUAACAUACAAGAUUUGACGUGUGUGUCGCUUUUCGGAUUGUCAGUAGAAAACAUAGUGGCGAAAUUUCUUAGUUCUAAAAAGACGUUGGAAUCUAUUCAGUUGUACUACAGACCUACCUUGCGUGCUCUUGUAAACAAGAAGUCGUUUGGAAUCAUGAAGGGGCCACGCGCGUUCAUAUCCGCGCAGUCUUCGGGUUCUGGACGAAAGAGAGGACCAGAGAAGGGCGAGCCGGUGUUUAUAGAGACUUCACAACAACAGUGUGAAGACACCACUAUCACCUUGAACAUUGGUAAAGUUCACGGUCAGCUACGACGUAUCCGUAACGAGUCAUCUCAGUUAAAAGAUGCAACUGUAACCGGUAUUCCAUGCCAACAUUCGAAAGUGUGCUUCAAGUUUACUAAAAUUGACCCUUGCAGUAAGGGAUGUGACACUACGUGUUGCCAAAGUGGGGCAACGGAAAAUCAAAAGGAAAGUUCAGUCGGCUUCAUUAUGUUUGAAUGUGGACUUGAAGGUGUAUCUAUCAAAGUAUCUCAACACUCACAGUCUCAAAAGGCGAACGAGGAGAAAAAACCACCUCGGAAUGAUAACGAAAGUUGUCGAGAGUCCGUCAAAUCCGCUGAAGAACUCAAACCUGAUAAAGAGAAGAUUAACAAGGGAUAUAGAACAUCAGGAAUUGAAGACCUGUUUAGAAAAAAAGAAUCGAACUCGAAGCCAAGUACUCCAAACUUAGGAGCGGCACAACCGCCUUCGGUGCCGCCGGAACCUACAACACCCGGCCCGGAGGAACCGACCGAUAGCACGGCGACAAUAGUUCCCGUUAAAGAUAAUGGGAAUAGGUCCUCCUGUGCCAUAGAUCUAAAAGUUGUCUGGUUCAACUUCGCUGCGCCACCACGCACACCAAUUACGAAGAAAAUCGACUACACAAGACUGGACUGGAACCUGCUGAGCACUGCGUCGCCGGCGAUCAACGCGUGGAUGAACCCGUGCAACCGGCUGGGUAUCCGCGUGGUGGCGCUGUACCGCGCGCGCGCCCGCCGUCUGGCCGCCACCGCCGCCAGCCUCAUGGCCGCCGCGCUCGACCGCGCGCCCCACCACACUACGCCCAAGAGUCGGUACGGGCGGCACACGGCGAUGGCGAGGCAGCUGCGCGAGGAGCCGUCGCUGCAGCUGUGCGCGGUGCUGCUACGGUACGCGCUGCAGGCCGACGCGGCCGCGCUGCAGGCUGACCUGGCCGAGCGCCACCUGCCCUCGCUCUCCACGUUGCGACAGGGUGUUAUAGUGUUAAGUCGUCAGUGGAAGAACAUCUUAUACACCCCACUGCUGCUGGAGCAUAAUUACAAGAGCAAGGUGAUGAAGCCACUUAACGUGACCUUUACUUUACCGGAAUUGUUAGAGGAUUCUGUAGAAGGCUGGCAAGAAUACCAAUUGGAAAACGAAGCUCUGGACGAGAAUUGUCUUCUCUUAAACAUGGAAGCUGAAAAGUUAAAUCUUCCCCCGUCUGCCAUGCCGGCGAGUCCGCGACCGCACUCGUUCCCCUCCACGCCGCCUUCUGUACGAGGCGCGCACAGUAGCCGAGCGAGCUUAGUAUUUCCGUCGCUUCCGUUCUCUACAAGAAAACCCCCAUUCCAGGAUGACGCAAUUGCUAACUAUGGAACAUUGAAGGAAGACUUGCCCACGGUGGGUUCGAAUCCAUCGCUAUAUUCGCCGCACGGCAGCCACGACGACGUGGCUAACGAACGGGCUCGCGAGGAUCUCUACCAGUGGAUGGCCAAGCAAGAGCCCAUGAAAGUGGAGCCAAAAACGAAGAAGCCAAUAAUCCCAGCGUCGAAAAUGAACCCUCGGGCGAUGGCGGCAACACUACCUGCGUGCAGCCUGUACCCGCUGCAGGGCUCGCUCAUGCUGCUGGACGCGCAUCUCGUGUUCCAGCCGCUGCUGGCCGCGCUCGGCGUGUCCCCGCACCAGGUGCCGCAAGGGAAGUGGAAGGGUGGCGGUGGGGGCGGGGGCGCGGUGCCGGCGCUGGAGUCGCUGGGCUCGACGCUGUCGCUGCUGGGCUGGGCGGACGUGCUGCGCGUCGAUAUCGUGGUCAGCGACCUGGCGCGCGACCGCCGCCACGCGCCCAGCAAACCCAAGGGUCACCCAAGUCACAUUGACAUUCCGUCCGAGACACCGGCGUUCCUAUGUGAGAAGGUGUCCAUCGACGUGGACCUGAAGAAGGUGGCCGAUAUGACUGUGGAUGACCUCAUACAGCGCCGGAAUGUACUUUACAUAUCGCGCGGGCAACUCAAGAAGCACAUUAGCACAAUGCUCAACUUCAACGUCAGCGUAAGGUUUAUCUCGCAACAGGUGAAUAUGCCGUUACUUCGGUUGCUGCACCAAAUCAGCAGCAUGUAUCAGAACGUGAAGGAUACCCAGAUCGAGCUGCGCAGUCAGACUAAGAGCAAUCAUCGCCAGAACAAGCAUACGCCCUCAUCAGUUUCAGAGUUCCGCGAGAACGUAGUGAGCCUGUCGUCGCUGGAUAAGGAGAGCCAAUAUGGGGCGCUGGACGCGGGGCUGGUGUGCGGGACGGGGGCGGGGACGGAAGCUGAAGCGGACGCGAGAGCGGGAGUUGCAGCCGAUCUGAGCGCGGGAGAGGGAGUGGAGCUGAGAGCGGCUGCCGGCGCGGGCCCGGCGGCAGCGCCGCGCCCCGCGCGCGCCCGCCCGCCCGCGCAGUCCUUCGCGCAGAAGCUGCGCUCCACUGGCAAGAGCGUUAAGGGCAAACUAGGAUACAGCUCGCUGAACGAGGGCGCGCACACGCCCAUGUAUAACACGACUGUGGGGCACGUGGCGACGCAUGUGACGCACGUGGCAACGGUGACACACGCACACACGCCGCAGUUGAGCGUGGCCCACGACUCUCAGCUGGCGCCUCGAUGCUGGCGCACCAUGUACCUCCUGCUGGACCUGUACGCGAACAUGCCCGACGCGGACACCAUCACGCACAGGUACGACACCACCGUGGGGUACGCGGGGCACGUAGUGACACACGUGGCGUACGAUUCGUAG
This is a messenger RNA of Parnassius apollo (apollo), 8328 nucleotides long. The record is from the annotation of a GenBank genome assembly. NCBI's taxonomy places the organism in Eukaryota, Metazoa, Arthropoda, Insecta, Lepidoptera, Papilionidae.